Messenger RNA from Lodderomyces parapsilosis, 2388 nucleotides. RefSeq lists its product as uncharacterized. The record is from RefSeq and is a predicted model, not a curated record. The coding region runs from base 1 to 2388 and encodes 795 amino acids. NCBI's taxonomy places the organism in Eukaryota, Fungi, Ascomycota, Pichiomycetes, Serinales, Debaryomycetaceae. The transcript has a single exon.
AUGAUUCCCAUAUCCCAACUACUUCAAAAGCUAACCUUGAGAAAGUCGAGAGGAAUUCUACUCGUUUUCGGGUUGAUACUAAUACAUGUUCUUGUCGUAUCUUACGUACAAUUAACACCGAUCAAACAAUACAUAUCAAAUACCGUCAAUGUAUCCAAGCUUCGAAAACUAUUAGUCGGGCAAGAUAGUUAUAAAGAUCUUGCGUUAUUUGAUGAUCAAGUGAUUGAUCUUAUAUAUAGUCAAGAAAAACUUUUGAAAUUACAAACAAGCGAUGGCACUUUUGACUCCGAGACUCAGCAGAAACUCGACGUUGCUGAGCAAGUGUUGAAGGAAACCACAUUCACCAAUGACAAGUCAUUUGAAGUUGUCAAGAUCCCCUCUAGGGACCAAGUACCUCAAUUUCAAAAAUACGAUCCACGAUUCACAUUUGGAUUGUUAUUAAAAUACAUCAAUAGCGAACUAAGUAAUCAAGAGAAGAAACAAGACUUGACCAUACCGUUUUUCCACUGGGCAGACUAUACUGAUAUGUCAGUAAUGGAAGAGUACUUGUUUAUGCCCGAGAAACAAACUUGCAAAUACUUUGAUGCUACGAUAGACACAGCAACAAAUGAGCAGCAAAAGAUUUUCGAAACUAAGGAUUAUUGUGUUGAAGAUGACGAGAUUGAUAGGAUUUUACAAGAUGAAGAAGCACAAAAGAGAUACACUACAUACACCAUUGAAUCAUUCAAGAGAAUAAAGCAAGAACGAGAGGUAUUACCAACAUUAACCACUAAUUUUCAUAUAUACAAUAUUUCUGGAAGAAAUAAACGUGCAUUGAGACCAAUCAUUGCACGUUCAUAUCUUUAUGACUUUAUGCCCUUACCAUUGUCAUUGACAUUUUUGUUGCCAGGCGAUAAGUCGAUUCAAUACAAUGUCAAUCAAAAUGAGCGUAAGAAGUUGAGAGAUUCAGACUUGUUACAAGAGGGGGAAGUAAACAUAAAAGGUGAAAUUACAUCAUUUGCUGACAGAGUACCAAAACGUAUCAACGGUUUACCAUAUGAGAAACAUCUCACACACGAUCACUUUGUCGACAAGACAGCACAAAAUAUGUUGACGUUGGAAUCACAAAAAGAACCACUCAACCAAACAGACCAACAUUAUCUCAAGUCACUUCGCACAUCAUUGAACACCAAAGAUGCACCGAAGUAUUUCCAUGAGGCAAAUAUCUUGAAAAGCGAACCCAAUUUUGGACUUGGAGGUCAUUAUGACUGGAGGUUCGUUAAUGGAAUCAUUAAUGAUACACCACAACAAGAAGUUGCAAUCAAUGGAUUACUCAAGGCGUUUCUCAGAUUGACAAAUCAAUACGAUAUCAAUACCUGGAUAGCUCAUGGAUCGUUGUUGUCCUGGUACUGGAAUGGUUUACAAUUUCCAUGGGAUCCUGAUAUCGAUGUACAAAUGCCCAUCCAAGAUUUACAUAAAUUGACCCAAUUGUUUAACCAAUCAGUAAUUAUUGAUUUUGGUAAUGAUUUAGACAGUGAGAUGAGAUUCGGUCGAUACUAUAUCGACUCAUCUACAUUUAUAUCCCAUAGAUCAAGAGGUCAAGGAUUGAACAAUAUCGAUGCUCGUUUCAUUGAUUUGGAUACUGGACUUUACGUUGAUAUAACGGCUUUGGCAUUGAGUACAGAACCAGCACCUGAUAGGUACAACAAGUUGUUGGCCGGCACGGAAUAUGAUCGUAACAGACACAAUUCACCUGUUAGCCAAAAGGAUCGAAAUGCAUUUUUGCAAAUUUACAAUUGUCGAAACAAGCAUUUUUCCCAGUUUUCGGAACUUAGUCCACUUCGAUUAAGUUCAAUCCAGGGUGAUUAUGGAUACAUCCCACCGGGAUUUGAAUCGAUGCUUCUUACUGAAUAUAAAGAAAAGGGAAUUGCCAGCACAGUGUAUAAAGACCGGGUUUACUUGCCCAAGCUACGUCUUUGGGAGUACGACAAACUCAUUACUGAUUUCGUGACUCAAGGCGAUAGCAAUAAUGGUGAUAGUGCUAAGAUGCAAGAAGUUAAAGAAGGUGAUGUCAAAAUCAAGACUUUUAAUCUAACCAAUGAAGAAUAUGUCGAUUACUUGUACCGAAAUGCAUCCAUGAUGCGCGAAUUUAUUGCUACUCAUGAAGUUACAUCUUUACACAAUUUGGAGAUACAAACGAUAUUGGAUAAAUCAUCAACCAAGGAUCUAUUUGUUGAUCAUGAAACCGAGGUGUUGAAACAGGAUGCACUUCGAGCCAAUUUACAAUUGGAUUACUUUGUAUAUCAACUGAGAAACACUGAAGGGUUCGAUUUUGAUAUAGAGAUGCAGAGAUUACGCGCAAAGAUCAAAGAUCUUGAGGAUGCUUGGAAGGAGAAACAACAGGGAUAA